Messenger RNA from Myodes glareolus (Bank vole), 1674 nucleotides. The record is from RefSeq and is a predicted model, not a curated record. NCBI's taxonomy places the organism in Eukaryota, Metazoa, Chordata, Mammalia, Rodentia, Cricetidae.
UCAGAAGGGCCAUGAAGCCUCCAAAGCCAGGGUAUGGCAAUGGGAACGGAAUCAGAGUUGGUGCCUUCCCUGGAGUUGGAGCCCAGCCAGGCUUGGGAGCUGGCACGAAGACUCAGAAACCAGGUGAGCAGGCCCCUGUUCUUCCCACUGUCCUCCUGACUCUGUCCCCACCCACCGGCGACCGUCUUUUUUCUACUCCUCAAACUCUCGGGUCACAUCCAGUUUUCCGUUUAGGAUACAGCAAUGGAAACAGUCUGGGGGCUCAGCCAGGACUUGGGAAUGGAAAUGGGCUGGGUGCUGGGGCCUUCCCAGGAACUGGAGCCCAGCCAGGCCUUGGAGAAGGACCAAAACCCCACAAGACAGGUCCUGCACCACAGAAUGGCUAUGGACCAGGAUUCGGCAACGGGAAUGGACUUGGCCUGGGAGCCCAGCCAGGUCCUCCAGCUCAGAAUGGCCAUGGAGUAGCUAUCAGAGUGGGCGUGAAACCUCCAAAGUCAGGAUUUGGCAAUGGGAACGGAAUUGGACCUGCAGCCCAGCCAGGUUUUGGAGGUGGCAGGAAACCCCAGAAGCCAGGUUAUGGGAAUGGAAAUGGACCGGAUGCCCUGCCAGGAGUAGGAGGGAAGCCUCAGAAGCCAGGCCCUGCUGCUCAAAAUGGCUACAGACAAGACUAUGGAACAGACAUGAAGCCCCAGAAGUCAGGAUUUCGGAAUGGACAUGGUCAUGGAGUCCAGCUGGGGUACAGAAAUGGGCUGGGAACUAGAGCCUUCCAAGGCAAAGGACCACAGCCAGGGUACAUGCCAGAGAACAGGCUGGGGGUCUUCACAGGCCUGGGAGGGGCAAUGAAACCUCCGAAGACAGUUUACAGCAAUGGACAGGGAAUGGCAGCCCAGCCAGGUUCCUGCCACGGUGGGGUGGCCCCACCACAGCUCCUCCCCAGGUCCCCCACUCCUGGAGCCCCGUCAGAUAAAGGAGGUAGCUGGGGCCUGAAAUCCCAGCUCCUACCCCCAGUGCAGAAUGGUAAAUUCCCAGCACCAACCCCUGCCAUCCAGUGGGGACUGAAGCCUCAGAAAGCAGGUUACCAGGCCUUCAAUGGCUAUGGAGCUGAAGCAGAACCGGGCUUCCGUGGCCUCAAGCUGCAGAAAGUUGGUUUCUAUUACGGAAAUGGAGCUCUGGAAGCUGGAAUUUCCCCUGAGAUCCUGCAGUCAGGGUUCCCCAUAGCCAGUAGUUUUAGGAAUGGAUUCAGGGAGGAGACUCUUAUGUAUCCUAAGACAACAGUUCCAACCCUACAGAGAAAUGGUCAGGCUGAAACCCUGCAGGGCUCCCCCUGGCCAGCCCUCCAGCCCUGGGGGGCUGGAAUGAAGGCAGGCUAUGGAUAUGCAGGUCUUGGGAACCAGGCAGGACCCUAUGGGCACCUGAGGCCAGAGCUGGGACGGGAACACUUUGGGGGUUCUGAAGUGAAGGCUGAUACCAAGAGUCAGCUAGGAAACCGUUACAGAGGACACUGCCCUUCUGGGAAAUGCUGAGCGCUGAGCCUGUCCCCUGCCCGCCCCGAGGGUCUCUGCAUUAGAGCGUGGUUGGGGGAGCACAGCCGGGGGAUCUCAAGGCUUGCCCAGGACACUUCCCUGCCUGUGGUAUCCUCUGGGCUGCAGUAUCAAUAAAGCCGUAUGAUUCUUU